Molecule: messenger RNA, 972 nt
Organism: Closterium sp. Yama58-4
Lineage: Eukaryota; Viridiplantae; Streptophyta; Zygnematophyceae; Desmidiales; Closteriaceae
Source: the annotation of a GenBank genome assembly
AUGGCCGCCGCUUUGUGCAAAGACGACAGCAUUCUCCUACUACUACCAGACGGCGGCGUGCGCAUGUUCUCCGACUCGCGCCCCGGCGAUCCGCCCCUCCUUGUCUCCGACGUUCUCGCGGAGUUCCCCAAUUGCCGCGUCUGCCGCCUCGACUCCCCCUCCUCCCCGGGACGCUCCCCCUGCCUUUCCCCUCACGCCGCGCUCCGACCGGGAACAACGUAUUUCCUCGUGGAGCCUAUGACUCACAGGGUUGACCCUGGCUAUUGCGGCUUCGACCCUGUUACAAUGGAACCCGUUAAAAUAGCGGAACCAGCAACAGCAAGUGGCGGCUUCAGCGUGUGCGGCAGCGACACGAGCUCCGGCUCCCGGCGGUUGACGCGCGGACUCACGUCUCCCGCCGCCAUGGGCUCCGCCUCCGCGCAAUGCUCGCAGAGCUUCCCCGCGCCGCUAAUACCGUGUGACGCGCCGGAGCUGCUCGACAUUUCCGCCGUCGCUGCGCGAGCCGCCGCCGCAUACGGCGGUAACGCCUCCCCCGUGUCGGGUAUGGCUCAGACGGGCCCAUUUAUGUGCCGCACCGCGUCCUGGUCCGCCGCUUCCGCUCCCGGAUGGGCCGAGGCGUACGGAGCCGCGCUUAGCUACGAAACCGGCGCGCACGAUGCUUCCCCUUCGCGGUCAUCCCUAGAUCUGGAUUCGCCGCCGCAAAUGCGUUCGCGCCACGUGACAGCGGAAGACGCGGCGCUUGAUUUUAUUAAGCAGCACAACGCGACAACGUCCUCCGCAAGUAGGCGGUAUCAGCGCGCGCCUCUGCCCCCGCGGUGUUCCGUGCAGCAGCCUUCCCCGCGGGAGCAGCAAACAGCGGCAGAUGUGCUGGCCGCAGGUGCUUCUGGUCGUCUACGGGUGCAGCGGAGCAGCAGUACCCGCAACAAGAUCGUUUCGCUUGAAGAUAUUGUUUACGGACGGGUAACCUCGUGA